Messenger RNA from Acanthochromis polyacanthus (spiny chromis), 2644 nucleotides. RefSeq names its product glycerophosphodiester phosphodiesterase 1-like. The record is from RefSeq and is a predicted model, not a curated record. The transcript is spliced from 6 exons. Gene Ontology annotation, molecular function: phosphoric diester hydrolase activity. Gene Ontology annotation, biological process: lipid metabolic process. NCBI's taxonomy places the organism in Eukaryota, Metazoa, Chordata, Actinopteri, Pomacentridae. Bases 294 to 1259 code for a protein of 321 amino acids.
CAGCUUGACAUUGAUUAUAGCGUCAACGCUCCUUCUCAUCUCCUCCUCUUCUCACCCAUCCUCCUCUUCCUCCUCCUCUCUUCCUCUCUUCCUCCACCUCCGUCCAUCGGUGAGUUCUCUUCUCUCCGACCCUCCAUCAUGUAGCUGAUCAGACAGCGGAGCUUCCGUCGUCUGUUCAGCGGCUCUCUCCUACACCCGCUUCUCCUCCCGCUCCUCCCGCUGUUCCUCCCGCUCCUCCCGGUCCUCACGGUCCUCCUGCUGUUCCUCCCGGUCCUCCCGGUCCUCCCGCCACCAUGCUGCAGGUCGGGGAUGAGGUGAUGUAUUUCUCGGUGGUGUUCGUGGCGGUGAUGCUGGUGACGAGGAGCGCCACCGGGGCCUCCCUCCUCACUGCGUUCCUCUACGUCUUCAUGGUGAUGUUCCGGUUCCCUCCGGUGCCGGCGGACCAGGCCGGCCGGGUCCUGCGGCCCAGGGCUCCUCCAGGCGGCGUCCCGGUGGUGGCGCACCGGGGAGGGAGCCACGAUGCUCCGGAGAACACGCUGGCAGCCAUCAGAGAGGCCGGUAGGAACGGAGCCGCCGGGGUGGAACUGGACCUGAGCUUCACAGCAGACGGAGUCCCGGUCCUGAUGCACGAUGAGACGGUGGACCGGACCACCAACGGCUCUGGACCCGUCAGUAAACUUCUGCUUGUCCAGCUGAGGAGGCUGGAUGCUGCCGCCCGCCACAGACUGAAGGACAAGUUCAGUGGAGAGAAGGUUCCCACUCUGCAGGAGGCCGUGGAGGAAUCCAUCCGGCAGCAGCUCACCGUCUUCUUCAAUGUCAAAGCUCAACCUGAUAAGGCGGCGGCGGUGCUUCAUGAGAUGUACCAGAAGUUUCCGGUCCUUUACAACUCCAGCAUCGUCUGCUCCUUCGAACCAAAAGUCAUUUAUAAGUCACUUUUAGCCAGGACCUCCUCUUCAGGUCCAGCUCACCUCUGCCCUCUGCUGGUCCUCAGAUGCGUCAGACCGACCCCUCCGUGGUCACGGCUCUCUCCCACCGGCCCUGGAGGCUCAGCCGGUUUGGUGACGGCACUCCUCGGACGCUGUCAGCGUGGGGCCAGCUGUGGACCGGCGUCCUGGACGUCCUGUUGGACUGGGCCCACCAUCACAUCCUGUGGAAACUCUGUGGAAUCUCUGCUAUUCUGGUGCAGAAAGACUUCAUCUCACAGGACUACGUGGGGUUCUGGGCAGAGCGAGGUGUGGAGGUGGUGGGCUGGAGCGUGAACACCGCUGUGGAGAAGGACUUCUACCAGAAGCAGCUGAAGAUCAGCUACAUCACCGACAGUCUGCUGGAGGACUGCCAGCCUCACUUCUGAAGCCUGCAGGACCAUCCAAAGCUCACGUUUUCAGCUUUAAGAGGAUGGAGUCUCUGGUUAGACUACAGACAGAAAACUGCAUUUCCCAGUUUGUAGAACCAUAAAAUAGUGAAAUACGUAGAUGAAGGUACCAAUAAGGUGGAAUGACGGCAGAAGUCUGAGCUGAAUAAAAAUCCUGUCUGGUUUAGCAUCAUGCUCCCUGUAGCUGGCAUACAGGUGAGCUCUCCUUUACCUGUUAUCCUUCUGCUCCUCCCAGCAGCACCUCCACCUCUCCUGGAUUACCUGGAAGAUCUUUUCUGUCUGAUCUUCCACAGGCUUUAACCCUCAGAUGUUCCAGUGUUUGGACCUAAACUCUUCCAUCAGCGGCUCAGAAAUCAGAAUCAUUUUGGUUCAGAAUAAUCAUUUGUUUUAUUGUUUAACUUUUUGUCCACAAAAGAAUGAUUUCAUGUUUGAAAUCUGUUUAUUUUUCACUUUACAACAGAUUUUGAACAUUCUGAUGAUUGAAAAAGAAGAAUUUUACACAGAACAGCAGCAGAAGAAUGAAAAACAUCCGUUGUCUUUCCAUCACCUCUGGAUGAUUAUUAUCAGGGAUAAAGAGCUCCAGGUGUUAUACAGAUGUUACAACUUCGUUAAAAGCAUUAAAGGGAACUUAAACAUUUAAAUGGAGUGAUAUCAGAAACAAUCGCUGGAACAUGAAAUGAUAAAAUGAACAUUUUAAACCCACUGAUGCAUCUGAGGGUUAAAGAGGCUCCAGUGGUGGCGGUUCAUCACAUCUAAUGCCUGCUGUCGUCAUGUUUAAUAACCUGUAAUUUGAUGAGUUGACUGGUUGUUGGAGUGAAACUCGCCUUCCAUCAUUAAGACAAUAAAGACAGAAUUAGAUCUUCUAACCGAGCUCAUGGCUCAAUGUAAUAAGAAUAAAUAAUAUGUUUUAAUAAGAAUAAAUAUCAUGUUUUAAUUAGGAUCAUUCAUUGUGUGAUCAGAGGAAACAUCCUGAUGCUACUGAAACAGCUUUAAAGCAGUAAAAUGAGUGUUUCUGUCACAUAUUCUCUUAAUGUUUUAUUUUCUCUCAUCUAAAUCAGGAUUUUUGCUUCUUCAGUUUGAAGUCUUCAGACUGCAGCCAUGUUUAAAGAUCCUGAACCUCAGAAUGAGCCUGAAAUACUCAAAACGUGGAAUAAAAACUUUACAUCUCGCAGUUGAACAAGUUGAGACUCACAAAGAAGAUUCUGGUUCUUAGACUGAGAAGUAAAAUAAAAUAAAGCGUUGUUUGGCUGAAAUAAAUGUUCAGAAUGUGAA